AUGGACGGUGGACACAGCCUCAGGAUGGACGUUACUGUACGAGAGCUCAUGGAGCUCUUUCUGCAGAGCACGCUGGUGGCGGGGGUGACCCGCCACCAGGAGACCCUGUUUAACUUGCAGAGGUUGGAGGCCCCAGACAUGGCCCUGGAGGAGCUGGAGUUUCUCUCCAGCAACAUGACCUGUCGCCUCAGGAGGCUCUUAAUUGAGCAAGACAGUUACAGGGAGCUGGUCGUGACCCUGACCCAGGAGUGGAACACCAGCAGCCGCCCCAGCGAGGACACGCAGCCCCUGGCCGUGGAGCUGGCGGACACCAAGGCCACACUGCGCGGCGUCAGGCAGGAGCUGGAGGAGAAGACGAAGCAGCUGGCGGACGCCAGGCAUCAGUUGUACCAGCUGGUGCUGGAGCUGCAGGAGGCCCGGCGCAAUAACAUGGAGUUGGCAGCCAGCGCCCAGGCUGCCCGUGCCCCCCUCCCUGAGCUGGACUCCCUGAGGGAGAAGGCGAGGCACGUGGAGAGGCUGGAGAUGGAGGCGAUGGGCCUCAGGCAGAAGGAGAAAGACAUAGACUUCUAUGCAUGUCUGGCCUUGCUCACCACAUCUCCGUAUGGAGACUUGGGCACCAUGACUCAGGGAAAUGAACACGUGAUGGAUAAGCAGGAGCUACUGGCCCGCUCCCAGGUGUUAGAACCCGUGCCGACUGGAGACGAUUAUUUUUCCAUGGACACUGAGAGCCAUCUCCAGGACCAUUGGAUUUGGUAUUGGAUUGAUAAGCUAUUCGAGCGGGAGGAGGAGAAUGUGCAGCUGAAAUCUAGGCUGCACCACCUACAAUUGGCCCGGGACACAGACCAGAAAUGCCUUGAGGAGCUGCGGGAAGAGAUCAUGGCCCUCAAGACUGCACAAGGGCAGAGUGUGGAGGAGCCCGCCCACCUGCACUGGGAGCUGGAGCAGCUCUGCUUCCUGAAGCUGGACAAGGAGAAGCAGAGCCUCCAUGACACCGUCCAGGGGCUGCGCCACGCCUCCCUGGCCCUGCAGGAGAGCAGCCUCCAGCGCCAGGAGCUGGAGAAGGAGAACCAGCAGCUCAGAAAGCAGAUUGAAGACUGGCAAGUCCAGAUGGAAAGAGAAAAGCAGACCAGCCGGGAUCUGGCGACUCUCUGUGAGGAGCUGGUGGAGGAGAGAGAACAGCUGCUCCGUGACAUCGAGACCCUGAAGGCUGAGGAAGCCCAGGAGUUCAAGGAUCUUAAACAACUGGUGCGUUCACUGCGGGAUAGUUCACAGACCAGCAGCAAGGCCCGCAUGAAGGGCCAGAAGACUAAGAAAAAAGUGCUCCUCCAGACGGUGACGGACACCAAAAGGAAAGUGACCAUGAUGGAGUGGGAGCGGCGGCAGCUGUGCCGGGACCUGGAGCAGGUGAAGGCACAGGCGGCGCAGGCACAGGAGCUGGAGCACAGGAAGGAGCUGCAUCGCCUGCAGGAGGAGAUCGAGAAGCUGGCCAUGGAGGUCAGCGCCCUGAUGACAGCCCCCGAGAGGGUCCACGCCCUCGAGCGGGAGAGCCCGGACCUGUUGCUGGAGAACCAGAGGCUGCAGACGUCUCUGGACACCCUGCAGCCCGAGGACCUGGAGCAGGACAAGCAGCUGGACACCAGGGUGGAAAAUUCCACUCUGAGCUCCCAGAGCGCCUCGCUCACUGCGCUCACAGAGCAGAACACGCAGCUCCAGCACCAGCCGCUGGCGGCAGCCCACAAGGCCCUGCAGCAGGAACACGCGUGCCUGGGCGCGCUCCACGAGCGCCUGACUAGGGAGCACGAGGCCCUUCUGGACAAGUACCGCCGCCAGAAGACACUGCUGAGUCGGACCCUGAAGCUGGAGAGCAAGGCUCUCAGUGACAGAUACAAGGACCAGCUCCAACAUAAGGCGGCGCUGGAGCAGCUGGGGACUCUCUUGACCACCGAGCGGGAGGCUCUGCAGCAGGAGCAGAGGACGAGCACCAUGGCCGCCGAGGAGAACCAGAGGCUGCAGCGAGAGCUGGACAGGGCCAAUUCCCUGCACCAGCAGCUGAAGGGGGAGCAGGAGGAGCUGCAGACCCACACUAAGAAGCUGCAGACCUCCCUGAACGACACCCAGCUGCAGGUGAACUGCUGGCAGAACCAGUGCAACUGGCUGAGGGAGGAGCUUCAGAGCACGGACAUCUCGCUGACCGAGCUGGACAACCGCUGCCAGCUGGUCUCCCGCCUCAAGGGCAACUUGGAGGGAGAAAACCAUCACCUGCAGAGCCAAAUCCAAAGGCUGAAAGAGCAGAACCAGAGGCUUCUCCAGGAGGACGUGGAGGACAAGGACCAGCACCAGGAGGAGCAGCAGCUGUACGUAGACAAAUUCAAUGCCUUACAGAGACAAAAUGAAAAACUGGAAGAAAAAAGCAUGGCUCAGCACAAGUUCCAUGAUCCAGCGCCAAAGAAGAAAAAGCACUGGAUUGGAGCCAAAGUCUUAGUCAAACUCAUCAAACUAAAGAAAGGGGGAUCCAGAGAACGACCAAAGUCAACCCCACAGAGGCCUCCCUGGCCGCUGGGGUCCUCAGACCAGGCCUCGCCCAGUACUUCUCAGCCUCUUCAAUCGCAGCUGGAACCCCUCGAGGCCACCCCAUGCUGCUCAAAGGUGACAGAAGAGCAAGACACCUGCAGGGGGCCCAGGGGAAAAGGCCCUGGGGACCCAAUACCAAAGGGAGUGGCCCCACACAGAGGCAGCCUUGACCACACUCGAGGAGAUGCCUCCGCUGACCCAGCCACCAAGCCCCGGCCAUCAGAGCUGGGCUCCGGGGCCUGUUCAUCCUCAGCCAUCACUACAGCUCCUUCCAGCUCCACCUCCACCUCCCGGCACCCAGGCCGCACCCACGCCGUGCUGCUGGGCUGUAUGCUAGAGCGUAUUCCUGUCUGGCUCUAA
This is a messenger RNA of Myotis daubentonii (Daubenton's bat), 2931 nucleotides long. Its product is annotated as protein Daple-like. Gene Ontology annotation, cellular component: centrosome; cytoplasm. NCBI's taxonomy places the organism in Eukaryota, Metazoa, Chordata, Mammalia, Chiroptera, Vespertilionidae. Bases 1 to 2931 code for a protein of 976 amino acids. The record is from RefSeq and is a predicted model, not a curated record. The transcript has 22 exons. Gene Ontology annotation, biological process: cytoplasmic microtubule organization; cytoskeleton-dependent intracellular transport. Gene Ontology annotation, molecular function: microtubule binding; dynein light intermediate chain binding.